This is a messenger RNA of Jatropha curcas, 1203 nucleotides long. RefSeq names its product ethylene-responsive transcription factor ERF011. Gene Ontology annotation, biological process: regulation of DNA-templated transcription. NCBI's taxonomy places the organism in Eukaryota, Viridiplantae, Streptophyta, Magnoliopsida, Malpighiales, Euphorbiaceae. The record is from RefSeq and is a predicted model, not a curated record. Gene Ontology annotation, molecular function: DNA binding; DNA-binding transcription factor activity.
UUUUUUUUUUUUGUUUUUUUCAUAAAAGAAUACAAAAACAAAAAUCACCAUCAAACGUGUAAGCUUAACCAGAUGACACCCCCUGCCCCUCUUCAUACCCAGCUGCUAUAGCUAUAGCCAUGAAACCCAUUUCUCGAAUCUUUCCUUCCACCAUGAGAGCUCGCUGAUUUCCAAGUUGGGUUUCGAUAAUCAUCGCUACUUUUCUUUCUUUUUUUUUUUUUUAUCCUCCUUUUGGAAAGGGGAAAAGGGCGCGUGGAAUCUCAGGAGAUUAGUGUUUUUCUUCUUUUUUUUUUUUUUCGAAGAGUAGCGAUGGAAAAUGGAGUGGAAAAGGCGAUGGCCGCGAGGAAGCGAGGCGGAGGAGGAGGAGGCGGCGGAGGAGUGGAAGGAGAGAGGACGUACAAAGGGAUAAGGAUGAGGAAGUGGGGGAAAUGGGUGGCUGAGAUAAGAGAACCUAAUAAGCGGUCAAGGAUUUGGCUCGGCUCCUAUUCGACUCCUGUGGCGGCGGCUAGGGCCUAUGACACUGCGGUUUUCUAUUUGAGAGGACCGUCGGCGAGGCUUAAUUUUCCUGAAUAUUUGGCGGGAGAAAAUAUCGGCGGAAGUUGCGGAGACAUGUCGGCCGCCUCAAUAAGGAAAAAAGCGACCGAGGUUGGAGCUAGAGUCGACGCUGCUUUAAAUCACCACCACAAUCACCACCAUAGCCAUCACCACCAUAGCCACCACCACGAGCACCAUCGAAGUAGCAGUAGCAGUAGUAAUAGUACUAAUAACAAUAGCAGCAGCAACCACAAAUCUGUGGUGGAUAGUUCAGAAUUCAAGUCGUUUGUGGAACGGGUCGACUUGAAUAAGAUGCCCGACCCGGAAGACUCGGAUGCUGACUGGGAAAGGAAUUAGGAGGAAAGGAAACAAACAAGUCUCUCCCCUUCAUGUUAUUUUCUUUUUCUUCUUCUCCUCCUCCUUGUGGACUAGUAGUGGCUAUAAUCAUGAUAGCCGCUAACAUGCGACUGGGAGGUAUGAUAAGAUUAUGGCUGAUGAAAUGAUGAGGCCUAAUUAAUUAAAAUAUGUGGAUUAAUCAUAUCUUAGUAGUAUAAGUUUAUGUUUAUCCUAUUUACAUUUUAUUUUCUUUUUUUUUUUUUUUCUUUUGGUAAGAAAAAUUUUGCCCUUGUAAAAUUGAUAAAUGUAUAUUAGUUGGUGAUGAUUUAUUUA